This is a messenger RNA of Symbiodinium necroappetens, 363 nucleotides long. The record is from the annotation of a GenBank genome assembly. Lineage: Eukaryota; Dinophyceae; Suessiales; Symbiodiniaceae.
AUGUUACUCCGGAUCCUUACCGAAGCCUUGGACAUGCUGCUCGGAGAGGGUGGGCAGGACUUCCGCAGCGGAAACUAUUGGCGAAAUGGAGAGUUUCAGGUGAUAAUGUACGUGAAGCAACUCAUCGUAUGGCUCUCCAUCGUGAGCUUCAUGAAGCUGGCAAUGGUUGUGUUGAUGAUACUGCUGGCCAAGCCACUGACGAUGGCUGCGCGGACGGUGCUGAACCCUUUCUUGGAGAAGCCUAUGUUGAAGCUCCUCGUCGUGAUGAUCGCGACUCCGAUGGUCAUGAACGCCUUCCAGUUCUGGGUUACGGACAACUUCAUCAAGAAGAGCGAUUCUUCGGAAGAUCCAGGACAAAUCUCG